Messenger RNA from Rotaria sp. Silwood2, 397 nucleotides. Lineage: Eukaryota; Metazoa; Rotifera; Eurotatoria; Philodinida; Philodinidae. The record is from the annotation of a GenBank genome assembly.
AUUAGUCAUAAUAAUAAUAUUUUAUUUAUACAAAGGCUUUCUUCAUGAACAAUCUCGACCGGAUCGUGAUAAUUAUGUCAAAAUUAAUUUCGAAAAUAUUCAUCCAGAUCUUGCAUUUAAUUUUGAUAAAUAUGAUAGUUCAGUAGUAAACACAGUAAAUAUAUCGUAUGAUUAUGCAUCAGUAAUGCAUUAUGAACCCGAUGCUUUUUCAUUUAAUGGUCGUCCAACAAUUGAAUCACUGCAACCCAAUGUUACAUUUGGACAACGUUUUAAUAUGAGUACUAUCGAUAUUCUAGAAGUUCGAUUAUUUUAUAAUUGUUCAUCAAGUGGUGUUACAUUUUCACCAAUGCCUACAACUACAACAGGUUGUAUAGAAUUCUUAGUUUUAGAUGUUUAG